Molecule: messenger RNA, 1052 nt
Organism: Cadophora gregata
Lineage: Eukaryota; Fungi; Ascomycota; Leotiomycetes; Helotiales; Ploettnerulaceae
Exons: 4
Coding region: 29-871 (280 amino acids)
Source: RefSeq, a predicted model, not a curated record
AUCAAAACAACGCCGCACCAUCGUCCUCAUGGCCACCGAAAACUUUGGAGAGUAUGUCAUCGCGCGAGGUAUACCACGACAACGUCACAAUGAGCCAGUCCCUCUUCGUGGAGAAUUAGUCUACAGCAUGAGCAUGUUUCGAAGCAACGAAGAGUCGAGACCGAUUGGCGCCCGGUUUGAAGGACAGCGUAGAAAGGCAAUCUUUCACCUGAAGAAAUUUAUUAGAUAUCAAGAACCGAUCCGCGCGAAGCAAUACCUAGACAAGGACCACGAACCUGGAGCGAUGAUAAAUGCCAACGAUGCAGAUACAGAGAAUAUCCAUUUCGAAGUAGCACGAGAUCUCUUGCGUGUAGACCUGCGCUUCAUGCUGUCACUGCUGGACAGAAUCCUAGAGGCCGAAUCGUCGUACAAAGCGUUUCCCUACGUGCCCCGAUGUCUGCUUUACGUUUGUGGCUUUGGUUUGGCACAAGAAUUCGCCAGGACUCCAGAGGGAGGAUUCGGGGUUCCAAUGUCGACUGGGAAUACAUACAUGGGACUGAAAAGCCUGGCAACGGCUACACAGCGAUGGGUGCUAUCUUACCAACUGAGAUUCUCCGACUUUGCAUCCGUGCUUCUCUGGCACGCAACUGGAAAUGCAGCUGUGUUUUCAGCACGUAUAAGCGUCAUCCGUGCUAUCCUAUUGUUUGGCUUUGGCGCAUCUUGCAUAUGGACUGUGUACCAGUCCUUGAAAUUUGGAAUCAUUGUGUCGUGCAAGCAUUCUGUGAAGAGGUUAAGGAUGGCAGUUGGCCGCAAUCAUUUGGAGGAGGAUGAACAGAACUUGCUGUCGGGUUGGAAGUGGGAACUAUUGUCGUUCAUACAUAUGAUGCACUGAGAUCUAGCGCGUUCUGCUCAUCAUUUACAACGCACUUCGGGAUAUCUCUUCUAUGUCACUUAAGAUUCGUUUGGCAAUGGUUUUUGCCUUUCUCAUAUGGUUACAAGUUUUCCAACCUUGCUAGCUCAAUGCUCAGGCACAACCCCAAUCUCAGCCAUCUCUUGUUGUAAUACCCCUUGAC